Dermatophagoides pteronyssinus (European house dust mite) is the source of this 3357-nucleotide messenger RNA. RefSeq names its product carboxypeptidase D-like. Gene Ontology annotation, biological process: peptide metabolic process; protein processing. Lineage: Eukaryota; Metazoa; Arthropoda; Arachnida; Sarcoptiformes; Pyroglyphidae. Gene Ontology annotation, molecular function: metallocarboxypeptidase activity; zinc ion binding. The record is from RefSeq and is a predicted model, not a curated record.
UUUUCUGCCUUUUUCUUUUCAUUUCUUUCAUUCCAAAUGUUUUAGUAUCCAUGCUUCACUUAACACACUUGAGUUUUGUCUAUAACAACAAGUUGUCGUCGUCGGCUUUUUUCUGUUGUCUGUUGAUUGAGAAAGAUUUUUUUGUGGAAUUUUUCUUCUUUGUAAAAAUUUUAAUUAAAAUUAAUUUUACAACCAAAAAAAUAAUAAUAAUAAAAACUUUUAAUUAAAACUUGUGCGUGGGUGUCUUAAUUCCUUCGUUUGUUUGUUUUUCGUUUUUCGGUUUUGGUUUUGCCUGACUUCACUGGACUAAACUGGACUGAAUUUACUUAACUUGACUGAAUGAUGAAUGCCACGUGAAUAUUUUUUCUUCUUCGGUGCUUUCUUCGUCGUUUUCUUCUUGUCAAAAUACCAUCCGAUAACAAUGUUAUCGAUAAAGUUUUAUCAUUUUUCAAGCAUCCUCGUCAUCGUUAUUUUAUUGUCUUUUUAUGGCUAUAAUUGUAUUGAUAGUAAACAUGAAAAUAAAACAAAAACAACAACAACAUUAACAUGGAAAACAAAUCUAAAUUAUCAAAAAACAUUUCAAUUUAUGCAAAAUUUAGAAAAUAAUUAUCCAAAUCUAAUACAAUUAAUAUCGUUGGGUCGAAGCGUUCAGAAUAAUGAUAUUUGGUUGUUGCGUAUUUCAACUGAACAACAAUCGAAAUCUGGGAAACAACCAAAGAUUAAAAAUCAUGAAAAUUUAUUUAAAUAUUAUGAUCAAUCAAGAACAUUAUUACGACCAACAAUAAAAUUAUUAUCAACCAUACAUGGUAAUGAACCAUUAGGUAAACAAUUAUUAUUAUCAUUAGCUGAAUAUUUAGUUAUUGGUUAUGAACAUCAUCAAGAUAAACGUAUUCGACAAAUAUUGAAUACAAUUAAUAUCGAAAUAGUACCGAUAAUAAAUCCAGAUGGAUUUUCAAUUGCAAUUGAAGGUGAUUGUUCAGGUAUUCGUUCACCUGGUCAUCGUUGGAAUGGACGUGAAAAUGCAAACAAUAUUGAUUUGGAUCAAAAUUUUUUUAUUAAUCUUAAUGAUGAUGAUAAUGGUUUACAAUUCAAACAUCAACAACAACAACAAAUUCAACCAGAAACAUUAGCAAUUAUGACAUGGAUCAUAUCAAAUCCAUCAUUUAUAUUAUCAGCUAAUAUACAUUCGGGUUUAAAUGUUUUAGCAUAUCCAUAUUAUUUUAAAAAUCAAACAACAUUAGAUGAUAAAAUUUUUCAAAAAAUUUCAAAAAAUUAUAUAAAUUCAUUACAAAAUUCUACAGAAUUUCUUACUUCGGAUUCCUGUAUUCAGAGUAAACAUUUUCGAAAUGGUUAUACCAAUGGUUAUGAAAUUAAUCCAAUUGAUUAUCAACAAAAUGAUGAUCCUGAACAACAGCAACCUGGACAACUUGGACAACAACAGCCACAAUAUACAAUGUCUGAAUUUAAUUAUAUAAAUACAAAUUGUUUAGAAAUUGAUUUAUAUUUAUCUUGUUGUAAAUAUCCAAAUUCAUCCCAAUUGGAAACGGAAUGGUUAAAUAAUCGUGAAUCAUUAUUAAAAUUUAUUGAAACUGCCCAUUGGGGUAUAAAAGGAUUAAUUCUGGAUGAAUCAACCCAGCAGCCAAUAAAAUCAGCUAUAAUUUCAAUUGAUAAUAUUAAUGGUCAUAAUAUAACAUCAUCAUUAAAUGGUGAAUAUUGGCGUAUAUUAUUACCAGGUAUUUAUCAAAUUACUGUCAGUGCAUUUGGUUAUCAAACAAAAACAUCAAAAAUUAUUGUUAACAAUUUGAAUCCAACAUCUGCUACAAUUCUGAAUUUUACAUUACAACGUAAUAAUCAAACAAAAUCAUCAUCAUCAUCGAUUGAAAUUGAAGAUUUUCAAUUCAAUAAAACUGAAUUAUUACCUGAUUUUCAUACGGAAACAAAAUUCAUUCAUCAUAAUUAUAUUGAAAUGGAAAAAUUAUUAAAAGAAUUUCAUCAAAAUUAUAGCCAUAUUACAAGACUUUAUUCGAUUGGUCGAACGGUUGAAAAACGUAAACUUUAUGUACUGGAAAUUAGUGAUAACCCAGGUCAACAUGAAAUCGGUGAACCAGAAUUUAAAUAUAUUGCCAAUAUGCAUGGUAAUGAAGUUGUUGGUCGUGAAAUGAUAUUAUUAUUUGCAAAAUUAUUAUUAGAAAAUUAUGGUCAUCAUAAUUAUAUUGAUUGGUUAAUUAAUAAUACUCGUAUACAUUUAAUGCCAUCAAUGAAUCCGGAUGGUUAUGAACAAUCAAAUUUAGGUGAUUGUGAUUCAUUAAUUGGUCGUAAUAAUGCAAAUAAUGUUGAUUUAAAUCGAAAUUUCCCUGAUCAAUAUCGUUUAUAUAAGGAAAAUCGUCGACAAGAAUUAGAAACAUUAGCCGUUAUGAAUUGGCUUCGACAAUAUCCAUUUGUAUUAUCAGCAAAUUUACAUGGUGGUGCAUUAGUUGCUAAUUAUCCAUUUGAUGGUAAUAAUUAUACUAAUAAUGGUUAUCAUGAUGGUUAUAAUGGUACACCUGAUGAUCAAUUAUUUCGUUAUCUUGCAUUAAUUUAUUCAAAGAAUCAUCCAAAUAUGCAUAAAGGACAUUGUUUUAAAAAAUGUGUUGAUAAUGAAUUAACAAAUGAAUAUUAUCCAAAUGGUAUUAUAAAUGGUGCUGAUUGGUAUGUAUUAUAUGGUGGUAUGCAAGAUUGGAAUUAUCUACAUACAAAUUGUUUUGAAAUAACAAUUGAAUUGGGUUGUCAAAAAUAUCCACCAGCUAAUGAAUUGAAAAGAUUAUGGCAAGAAAAUCGUCGUCCAAUGUUAAUAUUCAUACAACAAAUACAUCAUGGUAUUAAAGGUGUUAUUAGUGAUUCAAAAACAAAUCAAUCAAUUAUUGAUGCUGAAAUUCAUAUAAAUAGUUCAACACAUAUAGUAAAAUCUGUUCAACCAUAUGGUGAUUAUUGGCGUUUAUUAUUACCAGGUACAUAUCAAAUAACUGUACGGAAAUCUGGUUAUCAAUCAAAAAGUCAUACAAUAACAUUAAUGAAUAAUACAAAUGAUAAUGAUCAUUUGGUAAUGAAAACAGCAAUGAUUAUUAAUUUUUCAUUAGAACCAUUAAGUUAUUAUCAUCAACAACAAACAACUGAUUCAUUUGUUAUAAUUACAGUUAUAUUAUUAUUAAUAUUUUCAAUAAUAUUUUUUACAUUUUGUAUGUCGAUUGUAUGGUGUCCAACAAUCAUAUUACGUUUAAUGAAUCGUACACGUUUAUUUAAUCUUUGUUUUGAUUGUGAUCCAAGAAAAUUAUUUACAAUUACAACAACAUCAUCAUCAUCAAAUAAUAACCAUAAUAA